AAGAAAAACCUAAUUCAAAUCCCCAAUUUCGAAUCGCAUUUUCUCACACACACUCACGCACUCGCAGAAAUGGAAGAGAAGCCGAAAUCUGCAAUGGAGGCAUUCGAGAAGCUUGAGAAAGUCGGAGAAGGAACAUACGGGAAAGUGUACCGUGCGAGGGAGAAGGCCACCGGAAAGAUCGUGGCGUUGAAGAAAACGCGCCUCCAUGAAGACGAAGAAGGUGUGCCCCCGACUACUCUUCGCGAGGUUUCGUUGCUCAGAAUGCUGUCUAGAGAUCCCCAUGUGGUCAAAUUGAUGGAUGUGAAACAAGGCCAGAAUAAGGAAGGCAAGACUGUCCUAUACUUGGUGUUUGAGUACAUGGACACUGACGUCAAGAAAUUCAUCCGUAGCUUCCGCCAAACUGGGGAUAACAUUCCUAGCGAAAUUGUGAAGAGUUUAAUGUACCAGCUCUGCAAAGGUGUUGCCUUCUGCCAUGGCUCUGGUGUUUUACACAGGGAUCUUAAGCCGCACAAUCUUUUGAUGGAUCGUAAAACAAUGAUGCUUAAAAUAGCUGAUCUUGGACUAGCAAGAGCUUUCACUGUGCCAAUUAAGAAGUACACUCAUGAGAUAUUGACCCUCUGGUACAGAGCUCCCGAGGUGCUUUUGGGGGCUACCCAUUACUCCCCUGCUGUGGACAUGUGGUCUGUCGCAUGCAUAUUUGCUGAAUUGGUGACAAAUCAAGCUUUAUUUCCUGGAGACUCUGAGCUGCAGCAGCUUCUACACAUUUUCAGACUACUGGGAACUCCGAACGAAGAAAUUUGGCCUGGGGUUAGCAAGCUCGUAAACUGGCACGAGUACCCACAGUGGACUGCCAAGCCACUUUCAACAGCUGUUCCUGGUCUGGAUGAGAACGGCCUCCAUCUCUUAGGGGAAAUGCUGCACUACGAACCAUCAAGGAGGAUUUCAGCCAAGAAGGCUAUGGAACAUCCCUAUUUCGAUGGCCUUGACAAGUCCCUUCCCUGAAAACGCAGCCCCGGUUUUCGAUAUCUGGGAUUUAUCUGCUUGCUUGCUUCCCUCGAGCAUAUGUUUUGGCCAAUGCUUAUUGACAUUUGCUGAUUUUACUGAUUAGAGCAAACUCUAUGCUCUCUUUUGGUUUUCAUUACUGUAAUAGCUGUAGUUAUGACUUUUUCCUUGGGUGCUCUCUACCUAAUAUUAGUAUCUCCUAUUAACAAUGAAAUUUGCUUAAUUUGCUACUGUUUAA
This is a messenger RNA of Salvia hispanica, 1240 nucleotides long. It is a transcript of the gene CDKB2;2, whose product is annotated as cyclin-dependent kinase B2;2. Gene Ontology annotation, molecular function: ATP binding; cyclin-dependent protein serine/threonine kinase activity; cyclin binding. NCBI's taxonomy places the organism in Eukaryota, Viridiplantae, Streptophyta, Magnoliopsida, Lamiales, Lamiaceae. Gene Ontology annotation, biological process: G1/S transition of mitotic cell cycle; signal transduction; regulation of gene expression. The record is from RefSeq and is a predicted model, not a curated record. Gene Ontology annotation, cellular component: cytoplasm; cyclin-dependent protein kinase holoenzyme complex; nucleus.